Molecule: messenger RNA, 2295 nt
Organism: Ochotona princeps (American pika)
Lineage: Eukaryota; Metazoa; Chordata; Mammalia; Lagomorpha; Ochotonidae
Gene: PLEKHO2
Product: pleckstrin homology domain containing O2
Exons: 6
Coding region: 166-1662 (498 amino acids)
Biological process (GO): macrophage apoptotic process
Source: RefSeq, a predicted model, not a curated record
GCCUCUCCCCGCCCCCGGCCCCGCCCUCCCGAAGUUUCUUGGGCCCCGGGCGGCCCGCGGGACAGAGCGCCGGCAGCCGCCGCCCGGCGGGGCGUGAAGAGGACUGGCAGAGCCCUCGGGGCGCCGGGAAUGAGCGGCUGAACUGCCGAGCUGGGCGAACUCUCCAUGGAGGAGGAGGGCACGAAGGAGGGGGGCGAGAAGCCUCGGGGUGCACGGACUGCGGACAAGGCUGGUUGGAUCAAGAAGAGUAGCGGAGGCCUGCUGGGGCUCUGGAAAGACCGCUACCUGCUUCUUUGCCAGGCCCAGCUGCUGGUCUAUGAGAACGAGGACGAACAGAAGUGUGUGGAGACUGUGGAGCUGGGCAGCUAUGAGAAAUGCCAGGACCUCCGCGCCCUCCUCAAGCGGAAGCACCGCUUCAUCCUGCUACGAUCGCCAGGGAACAAGGUCAGUGACAUCAAAUUUCAGGCCCCCAGUGGGGAGGAGAAGGAAUCCUGGAUCAAAGCCCUCAACGAAGGGAUCAACCGGGGCAAGAACAAGGCUUUUGAUGAGGUGAAAGUAGACAAGAGCUGUGCCCUGGAACAUGUGACGCGUGACCGGGUGCGAGGAGGCCAGAGGCGCCGGCCACCGACCAGAGUCCACCUAAAGGAGGUGGCCAGCGCAGCUUCUGAUGGGCUUUUGCGCCUGGACCUUGAUGUUCCGGACAGCAGGCCUCCAGGAUUUGCCCCAAGCAAUGAUGUCAGCACGACCCAGCCCCGGGAGAAACCCCGGCCCCCCAUGCCUCCCACCAAGCCUUCCCCAGCACCUGAGACCAGCAGCCUUGGGGAUGCAAUGGAGACUUCUGCAUCAGAGAGAGCCCCCACCCCCAAUUUAGCCAGCACGGAGUCCAAGCCUGAGAGCCAGCAGGACCCAGAGACCCCAAAAUCUGAGGAUGAAGGCCCCAAGCAGCUGCCCAGCAGCAUUUUGCCGGACAAACUGACUGUGAGCUGGGAGAACCCUAGCCCCGAGCAGCCCUCCGCCCCAGAGAGUGCACAGACAGCCCAGGCGCCCUGCUCUGAGACAUCUGAGACCCUUCCCAAGGAGCGUGGGGAACCCCCUGCACCCCCACCUAAGAACCUUUCGGAGAAACUGAAAGCCUGCAUGAGUAGGUCCCCAGCUUCUGGGCCAGUUCACAGUCCUGGGACUCCUGCCCUGGGCCCAGAGGGGAUCUCUGUGAAUGGUGUGGAUGAUGGUGCUGACCCCACCAGCCCCUCCGAGGCCCUGGGCACUGCCGGAACUCUCCAAAAGGGUACAGUGGUAUCCACGGCACCGCACCCCUGGGACCUACCACCUCAGUCCCAUCCGCGCUGUUCAUCUCUCGGCGACCUGCUCGGGGAUGGCCUGCAGCGUCCAAAGCAACCCAGGGAGCGGCUGUACCGGGCCCAGCUGGAGGUGAAGGUGGCCUCAGAAGAGACGGAGAAACUGCUGAACAAAGUGCUGAGCAGCGAGCCGGCGCCCCCGAAUGCUGAGGCCUUGCUCAGCCAGGCUGUGGAGCAGCUGAGGCAGGCCACCCAGGUCCUGCAAGAGAUGCGAGAUUUGGGGGCACUGGGCCAGGAGGCCCCAGCAGCAGGACUGAGAGAAAAACGGAAGGAGCUGGUGACCCUCUACAGGAGAAGUGCACCCUAGGGCCUGCCGACUGCCCUGUUCCAUGCAUCCGGACCCAGCCCUGCUGGGAAUGGGCUUUUGCUUAGGCUGCCAAGGUGCCCUCAGGCCUGGUGGGAGAGACUCCUGGUGUUCUUACUGUCCUGGCCGCUGGUGCCAGGCACCACCUGGGGUGGGGGCCUCAUUCUGGCCAUCCAGCCUUUGGGCUCUGUGUUGCUGCCCUGUCCUAGGCCUUGGGCACAGUGUUAGGGGUUCCUGGGUGUCAUGUCAUCUCCUUGCCUCAGCCCCAGUAGUUGAUGUUCCUUGAAACCAGCCCUGUUCUGAGAAGCCACUGCGGCCUUGGGGCUUUGUGGGUUCAUCCUUCUCCGAGCCUGUGGUCUUCUCUGCAAAGCAAGGGUUCUCCCUACAGUCUCUCACAACCGGAAGCAUCCCUUAGUCUCAUUCGUGCCUCAGGCCCAACUUGUACCAGCCUUGCACAUUCCUGCAAAUGAGCCCUAGCAUGGCCCAACCUCAGUAAAACCGGUAGGUGGCCGUGAGGAGUCAGCCCUCAGGUGGAUUUGUCUGAUUCCCCAUAGCACCUCCUCAGCCCAAACAGGUCCAGAAUCCCAGUUGUUUUUUCACAUAAUGAUGUGAGCACAUUGGAGUAGGAAACCACAU